AAAGGAAUUCAGCGACAUCAUGUGGCCAAAAGAGGGACUCCUUGUUUUGCAGCAGCAGAGGAAGGACGUGGACUAAAUCGUGCUUGAAGAACUGAAGAAGUUUGGACCCAGAAAUGGCAGCGCAGGAGGAAUUCUUUGCAGGCAUCCCUAAGAUCCAGUAUGUUCCAGCUGCUGGACCCUCAGAUGUCAUGUGCUUCAAACACUACAAUGCAGGAGAGGUUCUAAUGGGGAGGACGAUGGAGGACUGGCUGAGGUUCUCCGUCUGUUACUGGCACUCCUUCUGUGGAACUGGCGCCGAUCCGUUCGGGUUUCCAACCCUCCAGCGGCCCUGGAAUCACGGGACUCCCAUGGAAUCGGCCAGGAAGCGGCUCCAUGCUGCAUUUGAAUUCUUCACCAAGCUUGGUGUGAAGUAUUACACGUUUCAUGACAGAGAUAUGGCCCCUGAGGGCUCCACAUUGGAGGAGUCCAACAGGAAUCUGGAUGAAAUCACAGAUAUGGCUCUGAAGCUGCAGAACCAGACUGGAAUCAAGGUGCUGUGGGUCACCUGCAACCUCUUCGCUCACCCAAGGUAUAUGAACGGUGCAGCCACCAACCCAGACGGCCAUGUGUUGGCCUACGCUGGUGCUCAGGUCAAGAAGGGCUUGGAUAUUGCCAAGAAGCUGGAUGCAGAAAACUUUGUGUUUUGGGGAGGCAGAGAAGGUUUCCUCUCCAUCCACAACACUGAUGUCGCUGCUGAGCUGAAGCACAUGGCCAGCUUCUUCAAAAUGGCCGUCAAGUACAAAGAGAAGAUUGGGUUGAAGUGUCAGUUUCUUAUUGAGCCCAAACCUAAGGAGCCCUGCAAACACCAGUACGACUACGAUGCCAUGAGUGUUAUAGGAUUCCUUAAGCAUUAUGGUCUGGAGAGUCACUUUAAGUUGAACAUUGAGCCCAACCACACCACCCUGGCAGGACACUCCUAUGAGCAUGAUGUCGUCAUGGCUUCUGCUUUUGGCAUGCUGGGCUCGGUUGACUCAAACACUGGUUCUCCUGACUUGGGAUGGGACACCGAUCAGUUCCCCAUGGACAUCAGGAACACCACCUUGGUCAUGAAGACUAUCAUCGAACAAGGUGGCCUGCAGCCAGGAGGCCUGAACUUCGAUGCGAAGGUUCGCCGAGAGUCCACUGACCUCGAGGACCUCUUCAUCGCUCACAUCGGAGCCAUGGACGCCUUCGCAAGAGGACUCAGAAAUGCUGUUCGCAUCAUUGAGGACGGGAUUCUAGCUGGUAUGCUGAAGGAGCGGUACUCAAGUUUCAGUCACGGCCUUGGACAGAAGGUGGAGGAUGGUUCUGCCACCUUAGAGGAGAUGGAGGCUUUCAUCAAGCAGAACGGUGAACCGAAAGUAACUUCAGGAAAGCAGGAAAAAUGUGAGACCAUCUUUAAUCACUACAUUUAAUAAAAACAUUGUCUCUCUCUGUGUAUUAGCAUAUAACUUUGGACCUGCUGCUUCACUGAUAAAGAAGCACUGAGUCCUGUUGGAAUUAAUACUAAUUAAUGUAGUUAACCAUGUAAAAUGCUGAACAUGCAAUUUGACAAGUUAAAAUGGUGAAAUGUGUAUUAGUUUGAAUUUCUAAUUCCACUUACCUGCCAUAUCAUCUGGUUGUUUUCAUAAGAAUUAAUGACUAACUUUUCUGUUUAUCUAAACACAUCAUCAAAAUGAACUUGAUCAUGUGUACUUACAUUGUUCACACAGUUCUACAAUGAAUAAAUCUAACAAAUAUCCAGAAAAAUACACUUUUUGUAAUUAAUAAACACAGCACAAAAUA
Molecule: messenger RNA, 1803 nt
Organism: Acanthochromis polyacanthus (spiny chromis)
Lineage: Eukaryota; Metazoa; Chordata; Actinopteri; Pomacentridae
Exons: 14
Coding region: 114-1433 (439 amino acids)
Biological process (GO): carbohydrate metabolic process
Molecular function (GO): xylose isomerase activity
Source: RefSeq, a predicted model, not a curated record